Molecule: messenger RNA, 483 nt
Organism: Rhipicephalus sanguineus (brown dog tick)
Lineage: Eukaryota; Metazoa; Arthropoda; Arachnida; Ixodida; Ixodidae
Product: inactive serine/threonine-protein kinase TEX14
Exons: 3
Coding region: 97-483 (128 amino acids)
Biological process (GO): mitotic sister chromatid separation; mitotic spindle assembly checkpoint signaling; male meiotic nuclear division
Molecular function (GO): protein binding
Source: RefSeq, a predicted model, not a curated record
UUUUACCCGUCCACGGCAAUUCUUUUGUCUUAGUGUUCUUCGCGACUCCGGACGUCGUCUUGCAGUUGAGUACUGGUGCGUGCUUGUGUGUGAACCAUGGCCAGCAGCACCAAGCUUCACGACGCAGUACGCCACGACAGGUGCCGGCUCAUCUCUCGUCUUGUCGCCGAAGGCACCCCCGUGGACGCGGUGGACGCCAGCGGAAACUCGGCUCUGUUUGUGGCCAUCACGGACGGACCCGUCAGCGCCGUCCCUUAUUUGCUUCAGGCCGGCGCCGACCCGAACUUCCGAUGCAGUGAGGGCGCGACUCCCGUGCACGCGGCGUGUCGCCGUGGCAGCCGGGCCCUUCUCCAGCAGCUCUUGGAGUGCGGCGGGGACCUGCGGCUGCGCGACGCCUCGGGCCGCACACCGCAAGACUGGGCGCUGGGGCACGCCGACCCACAGUGCCGACGCAAGCUGGUCGCCUUCAUCAACAGCAAGUAA